Molecule: messenger RNA, 6335 nt
Organism: Rhagoletis pomonella (apple maggot)
Lineage: Eukaryota; Metazoa; Arthropoda; Insecta; Diptera; Tephritidae
Exons: 5
Coding region: 713-5908 (1731 amino acids)
Source: RefSeq, a predicted model, not a curated record
UCCUUAUUAAGCCAUGCGAGGACAUAAAUUCAGUCAGUUAUUUUCCAAACGUGCCGGUGUGAAGAAUAGAAAAUUCCGAGAAAAAAAAGGGAAAUAAGCGCUCCUCGGACGGUGAAAUAACAGUUUGUGCUAAAGCAUCAAAACGCGCCAAUAUAUUUAGAGUUGGCAAAGAAGCAUUUCACUUGUAGGCAAAUGUGGAUAAAAAAUUACGUGAAAAGUGCAUAGUGACAAGUGAGAGGCGUUGUAGUGUUACUUGUGUUCACAUUUGCGCAUAUACAUACACACAAAGAGACAAAUGCAUAUACAAGUAGUAUAUGCCGGCAAAGAGAUGCGCGACAGCACGGCGCUGAGCAAUCAACGAAAACAUGUAGAAAUUCUCCAGAGCGCCAUAUCCUAUUAAACUUUGUUUUUCAUUGCAGUAUUUUUUGCAAUAAACUGAACAUCCGAUAAGCUGGUGAAAAGCAACGCGUUUGACAAAAAAAAGGCUAAAAACAACAAUAAAAAACUUGUAUAGCCACAACUAGGCAUAUAUCACAUAUCCGCGCUGCGCUGUUUAAGUACAAGCGGCAAGUUUUUUGUUUCCCUUCAGCUUUUCGCUGCUAGGAAUUUUUCGUUAUUGCUUUUGCAUUGUUUUUGUUUUUGUUUUUUUUUUUUGAAAAUUUCUCACUUAUUCGUUUUCAACGCACCCCGCUAUUUAAUAUUGAGAUGGACAAUGUGCAACAAAUACAACAAACACAACGCCAGUCGGUGCUGCAACAACAGCGGAAACAGUAGUAGCAGCAGCAGCAGCAACACCACCACCACCACCACCCCCAUCAGCAGCUGCAUAUGGGUGUUUAAUCUCUUGGCGGUGGCCUUAUUAAUCCAACAUGUCGCCUGUGUCGCACAAGCCAGCGAGCAUGUUUCCGUUGUGGCAACAGCAACAACAAAGCCGACCACCAACACCGUCAUUCCAUUCUCGCUCACACCACCCACAGUGUUGCUAGUGAAGCGUCAUGUUGACGUUCGGGGCGGCAACAACAAAAAGGUUCAGGCGGCACAUGCAGAUGGUGGGCUCGCGAGUCGCGCUACGAGUCGCCACCUUAGCACAAUUGACGACGUCGGCAGCGAAAGCAGCAAAACAGCUGGCGAUGGACUGAAUUUCGCCGCCUAUGUAAACGAUUUCAAUAUGCAAGCAGAGGCUGCUAUACCCGAGGAUAUUUUGGACCAACAACACAUAGACGAUGCCGAUGCCAUUGAUGCGGCGGACAGUAUGCAAUAUGUUGGUGAAGGCGAUAUGGAUAGUUAUUCGGCAGUUGAACCAGAAGCAGAUAUUAUCCUUGCAGCGCAAAAGUUCAGCACUUCAGAAAGUAGUCGAGAAGAAGAAGAAGAAGAAUAUCUCGGCCAAAAUAACGGUGAUGGCGACAACAAAGGCAAAAUCAAUAAAAACAAAAACGAACAUUUAAGAAAAACUGUAAGAAAGCGAAAUAACAAAUUGAAAAGCGAUGCAAACAAUGGGGACAGCAACAAAAACAACAGAAAAUAUGAUGACAACAGUGACAACACAGCUUUAAACAUGGAUCAAAUGGAUGAAGCCGAUGGAUCGGACCUUACAGAUGAGGAGCCAUUCGCGUUGCCCAGUACGCGUGCGGAGAAAAGUUUGAAUUUGACGAGAAAUCCAAAAGCACAAAAAAAUCCCAAAUUAAUAGCAGCAGACGAAGGAAGUGAGGAAGAGACGACCCGGGACGUGACUGGUCAGCAUCUGCAAUUUAUUGAAAAUUUAGUUGCAGAAAAAUUUAAUAAAGCGUCUGGGCAAACAACACCCACCACCAAUGACAAAGCGAAAGAAAACAAAUACACUUACAGUAACAACAACAUAAAAUAUGACGGUGAUGACGACGACAAUGGCAAUGAUGAUAAUAAUGAUGGUGAUGAUGCUGACAAGCAGCGCGAAAGCGACAAAAGCCACGCUAAAUAUAAAGGCAACAUUAUGAGCGAACAAGUAAACAAUAAAUCACAAAUGGAGUACAGCGACGGUAAUCAACCGGCGGAAACAGCGAUCGGUGAUAUAGAGGACAAAUUUCGUAAUGAAGAUGAAGAUGCAUUGCAGGCAGGACAACAGCCGCAACGACAGCAGCGGUGGCAACAGCAGCAACAUAAAAAUGUGGUAGCGCACGGAGAAAGCCGAGACGAAAGUGAAAAGUUGCCACUCUCAUUGAUGGCUGAAAAUGAUGGCGAAGAUGCGCAGCAAAAGGGUAAAUUCGUUGGAAGGAAAUGGAAGCGGCAUGAACGAGCGCAAAGUGCCAGCCAAAGCAAUGUUUAUGAUAACACCGACGACGAGGACGACGACGAUGACGACGACGACGAUGGCAACAGGAAUAGCAAAAAUCAACAUAGUGAUAACAACAUCAACAACAACAACAGGCACCCACAUAAGCGCCAUCCGCAAAAGGAAAGUGAAGUUGUUGCAAACACGUACGCACAAAUGGCAGCAAUUGCAAAGAAUGUUGCAAAGCCAAAAAAUCAACAACAACAGCUACAACAAAAAUAUCAACAAGAAAAUCUUUCUCAGCACAUUGAUGAAGUUGCUGACAGCAAUGGCAGUAGCGGCAACAGCAACAGCAACAGCAACAACAGUGGUGAAAAGGGUUCACAAGCCGAUUACUCAAUAACCUAUUUUGGCAUCUUGGCAAACAGCUCGAAGAAGGAGCAGCGCGAAAAGGCGUUAGUAGUACAAGAACAAGAGGAAGAGCAAGCCGAAAUGAAGGAGCUGCUGCCACUGAACACCUCUGAAAAUUCGGCCAAAACAACAGACAGUUUUUCCAAAAUUGCUGACAGCGAUGAUGCGGCUAGAAGCCGUGAACCAGUGCAUGCAACAAGAAAUCAACAGCAACAAAAACAACAGCAGCUGCAACAAAAGCUAGCGGACGAGCCAUCGGAUGAGGCUGGUGAAUCCUAUGGCACACAUUUCUCAGCUUUUGAACGCUACAAAGCGCAACGGCGCAACAGUCGGCGCUACGGGCAUAAAAUGUACAAGAAAAAAUACAAGGAUUACCUGAAUUACGCAACAAUAUCCUCGCUGACAGCCAGAGAGAUGGGGGCGGCAAUGGAGACAACAACAACAAAAGCGCCUGAAAUAUCAACAGCAUUGUCGGUUGUGUCAAAUGCAACUGCAACGAGUGCUAGGCACACAAACAACGCGAUACAAGCAAAAUUGGCAAAUAGCAGCUACAACGAUUACUAUCGCAAACACGAGUCAGAGCAAGAGCAGCAAGGGGAGUCGGUUACCUAUGCAACAGCACAAAAGCACGCUGAGAAGUUGAGAAAGUAUGCGAGGAAAAUUGAAGCGGAAAAAUCACGUGGAUUACCAGCAUCGCCAAUAUUUGUUGUCGGCAAUCGAAGUGGUGGUGCUAGUGGCGGUGCCAGCAGCAGCGGCGGAGUUGGUGCAAAUCCUUUCUACGAAGGGCAAAUAAACUACUACCUACAGACAAGAGAUGAUGACGAGGACACGGAGGAUACAAGAGCGGGUGGAGAAGGCGACAAGUUGGCAGUCGGUGGUGGUGAUGAGGGUAAAGAAAAUGCUGACGCCGCAUUGGUGAGGGAGCGGGAGGAACGCUUGCGGGCGCACGGACGCAGCAUGGAGCGCAUGAUAGCAGCGGACCAUAACAACUGGUAUCGGCGUGUAAGCCCAGUGCUGCGUAACGGUAUUAAAGUCUUGGGCAAUGAAGGUAAAUAUCAGCACGGCCAAACGGCAGGUAGUCCACAGGACGAGCACAAGCAACAAAACCAACCGCCUGAACAGCAGCAACAUGCCGCACCACAACAUCAGCAUCAACAUCAGCACCAGCACACGCAUCAUCAUCAACGCAAUCACUUUCUACAGCACCAUCAGCAUCAACAUCAACAGCAACAUCAUCGUCGUCAGCACGCGCACAUUCAUACGCAUGCAAAUAAACAACAGACACAGCACGGUAUACACUCGCAUCGGCGUGGUGGUGGUGGUGGUAAUCAUCACAAGCAUCGUCAACAUAGUAAACAUUAUCAAUCAACCGACCGGCGUCAGCACCAGCAAGAACAGCAAAAGCAACACACAACCGACUCACAUCAGCACAAAUUGACGGCAAGCGCACUCGAUCCGCCCUCGCCGCACGCCUCAGCCACACAAGCUGCCGUGGAGCUGGGUAUGGUGCAGACACCUAUACCGCCGCCGUCAUAUAUCAAGCAACAUCAGCAGGAAACUGUCGCGGGUGCGGUUGCAGGUACGAGGGGUAGCGGCGCAUUGCAAUUAGGCCAUCAGAUAACCGACUUGGAGGAGUUCGAACGCUAUUACGCCAAAUGGCCACACUUGGCGCGCGUACAGUUCCAGGUCUACGAUGAACAUUACCGCGAAGCCCACCCUGAGCUCUAUCCUGAAAUGAAAGUUGGCGUUGACGACGAGAACGCGGAUGCAGAUGAAGACUACGACGAUGACUACGAGAGCGCUGCAGAGCUGGAGGAGGCACAAAGUGGUCACGAUGAGGACGCCAACUUGCCGCCGUACAUUAAGAAGUACAACCGCCGCAAUAAGCAGCUGCUGAAUCUACUAGAGGGCACACUACCACCGCCGACGCGCCCUCCACCCGCCCUUAUGCGUAGCUGGUCCAGCUCAAUGCUGCAGCCGGGACCGCAUGCAAGCAGCCGCAGUGCGGGUGGCGGCAGUAUUGGUCGAGUACGCAUCGAUGACGAUUACUUGAAAGAGAAACGCAAACGCUAUCACAAUCGUGAUAUCAGCGGUGGCGGCGUAAGCAGCAGCAGCAGUGCAAAUGGCAAUAGCAAAGCUAACCGCAAAGACGACCUAAAUCAUUAUGAAGAUUUAUUUGCCCCGCAAAGAGAUGUGCCAGCAACCACCAGCGAGGCCACGCGCCAAGCGCCAGCUACGUCAGCUAAUAAAGAAGGAGUCUCGGCAGCGCAAAAGUUGCAAAACGACGCAGACGUACUACGCGGUGCGCUCGAAAAGGUAGCGCAAUCAACCAACCAGCUACCAGACGAUGAUGUUAGCAUUUCGAGAGACACAGAGACAGACACGGACAGCGACAUCGCCUCUUACGCCGCCGACGAUGGUGACGUUGACAUUUGGCCAAAGGAAAUCGAAAAUAAAUCGAAUGCAAACGAAUUGGCAGGAAGCGCGCAAAUGACAUGGCAAAUCGAAAAAUUAACAACACCCAAUCCAUUGCACGCGCACCACACCACUGUCGCGCCGAGCUCACCGAAGGCAGCCAUUUUUCGUUUGCCCUCAUAUCCUGCUAUAGCCGGCAGUUUUAUUGGAAAACCGCGUAGUCGUAGCGCGCAAUUCGCACCAAGCGGCGGAAGUCGUGGCAAACUUGCUUUUAUCGCGCCCGCGAGCUAUGACCUUCACGGCAAUCGUUGGAGCAAUAUUUAUGGCAGCGGGGGCGGUGGUGGUGGUGGUGGUGGUAAUGGCGUCGGCAGCAGCAAUGGUCUUGGCAUUGACGGUAAUCACCAUAAAUCUUUGUCUCGCUUCAGCGCUUAUAAACCGAACGUGCAUAAAACGCUAACAGCCGCUGCCGCAUUGAGCGCGACGAGAACCACAGCGCCGCCGCCAUUUAUAUGGCAUGCAGCGAGUGACGGCAUGGGGGGUGGUGGUGCCGGCUUGGCCGACACAACCACAGCAACAGCGGUUACGGCAACGCCGAGUAGCGGCAGCAGUGACGAAGGAGAUGGCAUAGCAAAUGGCGGAGUGGGUCGCACAAUUAGCUCCUUCGUCUAUCAUCGAGUGAUUGAUGCGUCACCGCGUCUGGUGGGCACCGGCGCCACGGGACGCAAGCAACGAUUGCCAUUUGUGGCUAUCACCGAUCGCCGGCUAGAGACUACGAGGAAGGCGCUGCUGGAGCGGCAAAAAGAUUUCGAACAGAAUCACUACCCAAUGCCUUAAAUUCACUGCACUGCAAGGACUGCGGCAGCGAACGUAACUUGGACAUAGACGGAGACGAAGACGAAAACGAAAACGAUACCGAAAACGGGAGGGAGACAGACGCAGCGACGAUGAAAAUAAAAACGAGCACAAGCACUUGGACGAAGACAGAAAUGUAAGCGUGAAUCAAAUUAUUGACACAGACGGCGAUUUAAAAGCGAAUGCAGAAGAAAUAGUAAAAAGAGAAAAAGAUAAUAUAACAAAUAGUAUUUAAGAAGUUUAAGUCAGAAAAGUGAAAAAAGCAUACAGACUUAAAGCAAAGCGGAAUAAAAUGCAGGCCAAUUUCAUUGCACUACCGCAAAAUGCACAAACAGAGCGCGAAAGUAGACACAAACAACAGCUGCUUGUGCAACUCAACACACCACACAGCAAAUGAAGCAAAGCAACU